Brassica napus (rape) is the source of this 2231-nucleotide messenger RNA. Its product is annotated as ATPase family AAA domain-containing protein 3-B-like. Gene Ontology annotation, cellular component: mitochondrion. Lineage: Eukaryota; Viridiplantae; Streptophyta; Magnoliopsida; Brassicales; Brassicaceae. The record is from RefSeq and is a predicted model, not a curated record. The transcript has 8 exons. The coding region runs from base 122 to 2032 and encodes 636 amino acids. Gene Ontology annotation, molecular function: zinc ion binding; ATP binding; ATP hydrolysis activity. Gene Ontology annotation, biological process: mitochondrion organization.
AUGGCUGCGUGAAAAUUUCUUGAUCAUCAAGUCAAUCUCUUCCUCAUAAAACCCUCUUCAAUCGUUAAGAACCCUAAUCUAGUCUCCUUUUAAUCAAUUGGAGAUUCCAGGAGCAAACAAAAUGGCUCAGAAGUGUGCGAUUGGUUUGAUAUCAGCUCUAGCAGCUUCCGCUUCCUUCUCGAAAUCGAACAUCGCUUCUGCAGAUGGACCUCCUCUCACCUUCUCCGCCUUCUCCACUUCUCCGACUCCUCAGCAGCAGCAGGGUUCCGCUACUCCGCCGGCGCCAGGAUCUGGCGAAGAGUCCGAUUCUCCUCCGCGGAUUCGGAACGAUAAUCCGAGGACGACUUCAGCUGGGUUCGAUCCCGAGGCGCUUGAGCGAGGGGCGAAGACCGUGAAAGGGAUUAACAACUCUGCUCAUGCCAAAAAGGUAUUUGAAAGAAUUAAGACACAAGAAGAGACGAGGCAAGCUGAGUUUGCUGCUAAGGCCCAAGAGUUUAAAGCUCUCCAAUCACAAGCUGAAGCUGAAAGGCAAAGGGUGAUACACGAGGAACAGAAGAAACUUGCUCAACACCAAGCACAAACAAAAGCACAGAUGGCUCGCUAUGAAGAUGAAUUAGCAAGAAAAAGGAUGCAGGCUGAGAAUGAAGCCCAGAGAACAAGAAACCAAGAACUCGUGAGGAUGCAAGAAGAAUCAGCGAUUAGGCGGGAAGGAGCUCGGCGAGCUACCGAGGAAGAGAUCCAAGCACAGAGACGACAGACGGAGAGGGAGAAAGCUGAGAUUGAACGUGAGACGAUCAGGGUCAAAGCUAUGGCAGAAGCCGAAGGGAGGGCACGUGAAUCGAAGCUAUCUGAAGACGUCAACAGGAGAAUGCUUGUCGAUCGUGCAAAUGCAGAAAGGGAAAAAUGGGUUUCUGCUAUCAAUACUACAUUCGAUCACAUUGGAGGGGGCUUGCGUAUGAUUCUAACUGAUCAGAACAAGCUGGUUGUUGCUGUUGGAGGUAUCACUGCUCUUGCAGCUGGAAUCUACACAACAAGAGAAGGUGCCAAGGUUAUCUGGAGCUACGUGGAUAGAGUCUUGGGGCAACCUUCUCUAAUUAGAGAAUCAUCGAGAGGAAAGUACCCUUGGUCUGGCUCUUUUUCUCGUGCCUUGUCCACGUUGAAGGGUGGUGGUAAGGAAGCUGCAUCGACAAAUGGAAAAGGAUUCGGUGAUGUUAUUUUGCACCCUUCUCUUCAAAAGAGAAUCGAACAGUUAGCCAGUGCAACUGCCAACACAAAGUCUCACCAAGCACCUUUUCGAAAUAUGCUUUUCUACGGUCCACCAGGAACCGGGAAGACAAUGGCUGCCCGAGAGCUGGCUCGUAAAUCUGGUCUGGACUAUGCGUUGAUGACGGGUGGAGAUGUUGCACCCCUUGGAGCUCAGGCUGUAACAAAGAUACACCAACUGUUUGACUGGUCCAAAAAGUCUAAGAGAGGUUUGUUGCUCUUCAUCGAUGAAGCCGAUGCGUUUCUCUGCGAGCGGAACAAAACAUAUAUGAGUGAAGCCCAAAGGAGUGCACUAAACGCACUCCUCUUCCGCACAGGUGACCAGUCCAAAGACAUAGUCCUAGCGCUCGCCACAAACCGACCAGGUGAUCUAGACUCAGCAGUGGCUGACCGUGUCGACGAGACUCUCGAGUUCCCCUUACCCGGAGAAGAAGAGCGUUUCAAGCUUCUAAACCUCUACCUGGACAAGUACAUUACCAAGACUAAUCUUAAAAAGCCUGGUUUGCUCCAAAGCCUUUUCAAGAAAGACCAGCUGAAGAUCGAGGUAAGAGGCGUCACAGAGGAUCUCUUGAAAGAAGCUGCCGCGAAAACAAAAGGGUUUUCAGGUAGAGAGAUCGCGAAGCUGAUGGCAAGCGUUCAAGCGGCUGUGUAUGGAAGCGCGGAGUGUUUGUUGGACGCGAACCUUUUCAGAGAGGUGAUUGAUUACAAAGUCGCUGAGCAUCAACAGAGGAAGAAACUAGCUGGAACCGAUACAGGUAACAAGAAAUGAAAUCAUACAUCAACAUAUGUUGUAGAUUUGAACAAUUACUCAAAACUCAAAACCCCGAGCAUUGUUUAUGAAAGGGUUUGGGCAAAGAAAAAGAUUUUUGAUUUUCCAAAUUGUUCCUCCCUAUGAUUCUAAAGGUGAGAUUUAUAGGAUUGUUUGAAGAUUCAGUCUUCUUGGUUAUUAGUCAUUUCAAUCUUGAGUA